AUGACUCAAAUCGGAUGGUAUGGCCUCGGGUCCAUGGGCCUCGCCAUGGCGAAUAACCUCCAGCGACAUCUGGCCGCCAAAAAGGCCCUAAGCCUGCUCUACACCAACCGCACCAUGUCUCGCGGCAGUCCCCUACAGAGCCUCGGUGGUAUCCCCGAGCCGAGCUUUGAUAAGCUAGUCUCCCGCUGUGGGAUCAUCUUCACCAUGGUAUCUAAUGACUCGGUCCUGCAAAACCUGAUCUCAUCUGCCAUCAGAUCAGGCCAUUCUCUCAGAGACAAGAUCUUCGUAGACUGCUCAACUGUACACCCGGAGACGGUGAGCUCUGCUGUGGCUCAGCUCAAGGCUAAGGAAGCCUCGUACGUUGCGGCCCCUGUUUUUGGUGGGAAUCCCAUUGCCGUCGAUGGGAAGUUGGUGUUUGCUAUUGGUGGUCCGAAAGAUGCGACUGAGGCUGUUAAGCCGCUUAUUCAGGAUGUUAUGGGUCGGAAGGUUAUUGAGUGUGGUGAGGAUGCGACGAAGUCUUCGUUGUUGAAGAUUGCUGGAAACAUCGUUACUGUGAAUAUGAUGGAAGCCGUUGGUGAAGCUCAGGUUUUCGCUGAGAAGACUGGCCUGGGAACUGGUGCUAUGGAAGAGUUGAUUGGCGAGGCAUUUGGUCCUGUUGCUGGGGGAUAUUCUAAGAGAUUGACUACUGGCGCCUAUGCGCCACCCCUGGAUGCCCGACCCGGUUUUGGCGUCUCUCUCGCCAUCAAAGAUGCCAGGCACGCCAUGUCCAUGGCCGAGGAGCAGGGUGUUAAGCUUCCUGCUCUUGAGUUGGCCCGGAAAAACAUGGAGGCUGCCCGUGAUUAUGCGGGUGAGUGCCUCGACAGCAGUUCCAUGUAUGGAACAUUGCGGCAGCAGGCUGGGCUUCCAUUCUGGAAUGAGAAGAGCCGGCAAGAGUAG
This is a messenger RNA of Penicillium daleae, 936 nucleotides long. Its product is annotated as NAD(P)-dependent oxidoreductase. Lineage: Eukaryota; Fungi; Ascomycota; Eurotiomycetes; Eurotiales; Aspergillaceae. Bases 1 to 936 code for a protein of 311 amino acids. Gene Ontology annotation, molecular function: NADP binding; oxidoreductase activity, acting on the CH-OH group of donors, NAD or NADP as acceptor; NAD binding. The transcript has 5 exons. The record is from RefSeq and is a predicted model, not a curated record.